This is a messenger RNA of Aspergillus eucalypticola CBS 122712, 549 nucleotides long. RefSeq lists its product as uncharacterized. Lineage: Eukaryota; Fungi; Ascomycota; Eurotiomycetes; Eurotiales; Aspergillaceae. The transcript has a single exon. Bases 296 to 490 code for a protein of 64 amino acids. The record is from RefSeq and is a predicted model, not a curated record.
UACACACAAAUACCUAUCCAUUGCAGCAAAUACUUUUCAUGGACCAGGGGAACACCGAUAUCGCCCUUCGGGACAUACCGUUGUCGGUAAGCUUUCUCGAGGACAAAGCGCAGACCAGACCAUAUUUAGACAUUGCUCAACGAAGCAGAGACACGCGGUUGAGAGUAUCGUUGGUUGCAUUGGCAUAUUAUCUUUGUGAAAGCCAUUGCAGCGAAUACGAAGCUAGUAUGAAGUGGUCUCCCGCGGAGAACCCUGCCACCAGCAUCACAAUGAUAAUCUUGCGAUCUUCCCGCCCAUGAUUGUCAUCGCGGUGCAGCUGGUGGCUGCAGGCAAGCGAAGUGAUACGUUGAGGAGGGCCCGGGGGUUUAUCGGCGGCCCCAGGCAGCCAGGCCGGGCGUCACAUGAGACUGGUGACGUCACGGGACGACAGCUUUCCCCAGAUUUGCCCCGAAUUGGUCCAAGCGGAGACGAAAUCUGGUACGUGUCUUGAGGGUGAAUAUAUGGUUCUUAUCAGGGAAGAGUUCGUUCCUUUUCCGGUCGCAAUUGAUG